Volvox carteri f. nagariensis is the source of this 343-nucleotide messenger RNA. RefSeq lists its product as uncharacterized. NCBI's taxonomy places the organism in Eukaryota, Viridiplantae, Chlorophyta, Chlorophyceae, Chlamydomonadales, Volvocaceae. The transcript has 3 exons. The record is from RefSeq and is a predicted model, not a curated record. The annotation marks the transcript as partial.
AUGCUCCGGACGUUUCGGCACUUUGGCGGCUGCAAUCUGCGAUACGGCUGUACCGAAGUAGUUCGAAACCCAGCGACUGGGCUCCUCGUCUUUGCUCUGCCGGGUAUGAGUCCCGAGGGGCCGCCCGGCUUUCAGGCCUCUGACGGGCAGCUGCUGGCGGCGGUGGCGGCGGCGGCCCCGGACCAGCGGGCAGUGUGGGACGCGGUUUCGGAGCUGCUGCCGCUGCUGCUGCACGCCACCGCCGACGGGCCGCUGCGGGGCUUCUCAGUGGACGUGGAAACUACCGGGCUGCAGUGGCGGACGGAGCGGAUCUUGGAGCUGGCGGCGGUAGACCUCACGACCG